CAAGCCAGCCGCCGCCGAUAGCAAGCGAUCCAAAGUUAUCCAAAGUUAGGGAGAAAUUUGCAAACAUUUUUUACCGGAAGAGCAGAAAAAAGAAAUCAAAUCAAGAGAAAAUGAAUUUACAUGUGUGCGCCUUAGCGCUGCUGCUGUUCGGCAGCAUCGCGAGUGUCCGCGGCAGGGCCGUGGACAUUGUGGACGAUAGCAACGAUGUGGACAACUCCAUUGAGACGGAAGCGGAGCCGGCGCAGGAGGAGAAGCCCCGCAAUCGAGCCUUCGAUGCCGAUUGGCUCAAGUUCACCAAGACGCCGCCCACGAAGAUGCUGCAGGCGGAGGGAGCCACCGUUGAGAUUGUGUGCGAGAUGAUGGGCUCCCAGGUGCCCAGCAUUCAGUGGGUUGUGGGUCAUCUGCCACGCUCGGAGCUUGAAGACCUGGACUCCAAUCAGCUGUCCGAGGAUGCACCCAGCGCCAUUGUUCGCGUGCGUUCUGUGCAUAUCAUCGAUCAUCCUUUGAGCGAAGCCCGCACCUACACCUGCGUGGGACGCUCUGGCUCCAAGACCAUCUAUGCCAGCACUGUGGUGCAUCCGCCUCGCUCCUCGAGGCAUGUGGCGGAGAAGACUUACCCGGGUGCCCAGAAGCCGCGCAUCACCUACACGGAGAAGACGCAUCUGGAUCUGAUGGGCUCUAAUAUCCUGUUGCCCUGCCAGGCGCAUGCUGUUCCCAGAGCCGAGGUCACUUGGUUCAACAAUGAGAACAAGGAGAUUGUGGCAGGACACCGCUUCAAGGUUCUGUCCACGGGCCAGCUGAUGAUUGCUGACAUCAAGUGGGAGGAUAUGGGCAACUACAAGUGCGUGGCCCGCAAUGCUGUGGGCUUCGAUACCGCCGAUACCUUCGUGUAUCCCGUACUUAAGGAGCAAGACUAAAGAACCCACCACAAACCACAGAAAAAGGCUAUUGGAUUGACGACGGGAAAUAUUCAUCUAGUUAGUUAGAUAGAUCAAAUGCCUUCGAAGAUGCGCGGAAAGGAAAAGAAAAGAAAAUAUGCUUAGAAAAAAUCACAAAAAAAAAUUAAAGGAUGAUGGUAAUUGAGAGCGAGAAGGGUCAUACGAUUUACAAUUAUGUACAAUUUAGACUUAAGCUCCAUUUAGUUGGUAAUCCAGGUAAUUAAUUAACCGUAUCUAAUGCCGGCUUAGACACUAAACUUUCGUAAUCUUAACCUCGAAUAGCAGUCAACACACGUAUCGCGUUCGAAUUAUCUCUACUUUAUAUGGUUUCUUCUUCAAUUAUAGUUUUAACCUUAAGUAGCAAUUGAUUGUUCCUAGCGAUUCAGGCGAGCUCUAGUUAACGUAUUUAAACCAAUUGGCCGUUUUACUUAAGCAAGCGAAGCACUUGUAACCAAACUCGAACCACAACACACACACUCAAUCAAUCAAUCAGUCAAUCACCCAAUUCGUAUUUUAUAUUUAUUUGCACCCCCCAAUCAUUUCUACAAUUAAUUUAUUGAUCCACCAAAAAACAAAAAAUUCAUCAAAGGCAUCGCAACCCCCCAUCCAGAAUCACGGAGAAGUAUUCAAGGAAUUAAUCAGUUUCAUAAGCGCUACCCCCCUCGUAUGUUUUACAUUCUUAAGUAAGCUAAUCGAACUGACAUAUGGUUUUCUUUAGUUCUUAAUCAUUAUACUUUGAAUAAAUAUAAGAAAAGUAA
Drosophila kikkawai is the source of this 1696-nucleotide messenger RNA. RefSeq names its product Ecdysone-inducible gene L2 (gene ImpL2). The record is from RefSeq and is a predicted model, not a curated record. Gene Ontology annotation, biological process: homophilic cell-cell adhesion; dendrite self-avoidance; axon guidance. Gene Ontology annotation, cellular component: plasma membrane; axon. Gene Ontology annotation, molecular function: cell-cell adhesion mediator activity. Lineage: Eukaryota; Metazoa; Arthropoda; Insecta; Diptera; Drosophilidae.